This is a messenger RNA of Echinostoma caproni, 279 nucleotides long. The record is from the annotation of a GenBank genome assembly. NCBI's taxonomy places the organism in Eukaryota, Metazoa, Platyhelminthes, Trematoda, Plagiorchiida, Echinostomatidae.
AUGACACUCUUAAGAAUUCGUGAACUGUGCCUCAUGCAUCAAUGUGCUUACGUGUCCGGGGCCCCCGAUUGGGAAUGUCAUCUAGCCGAAAUUGUUUGCACAGUCAAGUUGAUUAGUAUUGGUCUGAAUCGUUAUGACUCUUUGAUCGAUCUAGAUUUAGACGUAUCGAGCCCAGAUUUGGUUCGAUGGAUCCUGGUCGAUGUGGACGAUGUCUUUUUGCACGGAUCCGGAGUCGACUUCACUGUGCAAGAUGCGGUGGCAAGUCGUGUCUUCCUCUAA